AUGCCGUCCAUUUUAUAUUCAACAACAUGUUAUAUCAAAAAUGAUCUCUAUCGUUUACGUAUUUAUAUUGAUGAUCAAGAUGAAAAAUCCGAUAUAAUUUCAUCUAAAAAUGUUCAAUUAAGAACAGAUUCUUUGGAUAUUACCGGAACUGACAUUCCAUUCAAUCGUAUAAAACCUGAUUUAACUCGAUUAAAUUUUGAAUUAUUAAAUGAUAAAAAAAUAAAUAAUAACAUUCCGAAUACAAUUAUUCUUAAUCAUUUGCUUAAUAUUCAACAAACAGCAUCAAUAUCAAAAAAAUCUAAUAGAAAUUUUAGUAAUAGUCUUCAGUUACAAACAUUAGAUGUAUCUGAUCGAAAUACCGAUGUUAAAACAAUUCCUAUUUUUGAACAAUCUCAAGAUUCAAGUCAAACACAAUUAACUUCAAAUAAUUCAAAAAGUGGACAAUUUAGUUUUCGAAGAUUUUUUUCUUCAUUGUCAGAUUCAAAUAGUGAAGCUAUUUUAUUAUCAAAAACAACAAUUAAAAUUAAUUAUGUUGAUGUAUCAAAUUCAAUUCGAUGGAAUAUCAAAAGUUUAGAACUUGAAAUGGAUACAGAAGAUGUAGCUAAUGAAUUAUAUUCAAAUUUAAAUUUAUGUUUAACAACAUUAAUACAAAGACCACAUCGUUUGUUAGCUUUUGUUAAUCCAUUAUCCGGCAAAGGUCGAGCACGUCCUGUCUAUGAUAAGAAAGUAUUACCUAUAUUUCAAGAAGCAAACAUAACUGUUGAUACAAUAUAUACAGAACGUGCUAAUCAUGCACGAGAAUAUGUUAUCAAUGAAAUACUUGAUAAUUAUGAUGGUAUUAUAUGUGUUGGUGGUGAUGGGAUGUUUGCGGAAUUAUGUCAUGGUCUUCUAUUAAGAACAGCUCAUGACGAGCAAAUAAAUAUUAACAACCCACAAGUGAAUAUAGUACGACCUAAAUUGCGAAUUGGUAUUAUACCAGCUGGUUCAACAGAUGCUGUCGUUUUUGGCACAACUGGCUUAAAUGAUCCAGUUACAAGUGCACUACAAAUUAUUGUUGGAGAAUCACUUUCAAUUGAUAUAACAACAGUACACAAUGAGAAUGGUUUUGUCCGUUUUAUGGCAACAAUGCUUGCAUAUGGAUUUUUCGGUGAUAUUAUUCAACAGUCAGAUAGAUGGCGUUGUCUGGGUCCAUUACGAUAUGAUUUAGCUGGAUUUUGUCAAUUUAUUCGUAAUACAUCAUAUCAUAGUGAAGUAACACUAACAUUAUCUCCACAUAAACCAACACAAAUUCUUCAUCCAAAAACAACAACAUCAUCAUCAUCAUCAAAUAAUAGUGGUAUAACAUCAUCUGUUGCAUCUGAUUCUCAAAAAUUAAUAAAUACUAGUAAUUUAUCAUUAACAGAUGAUAGUUUUAAAACGAAAUCUACCGAUACAAUUGACAAAAUUGUAACACCAGUUGUUGCAUUUUGUAGUCGAAAUUGUGAUUUAUGUGCUGACGAAGAAAAACAUGAUCCUAGUAAAAUUCAUUUACCAUUACAAAUUAAACGUGAAGGUAGAUAUACAACUAUCAAUUGUCUUAAUAUGCCAUGUCGUUGUGCAAAAAGUAAAUAUGGAAUGUCACCAUUUGUUCAUCUAGGUGAUGGAUCAUUUGAUUUAAUUCUUGUUAAACGUUCUUGGCGUACAGGUUUUCUACGUUUUCUAUGGCAAGUUGCUAAUGAUAGUCGAACAAUAGAAGAUUUACCAAAUGUUGAACGAUAUCGUGUGAGUGAAGUUCUUAUACGUCCAAUAAAUACAGGUAGAAAGCAAGCAGGUAAUUGGUCUUGUGAUGGUGAAUUAAUCCAUGGAAAUGAAAUACAAAUACGUGUUCAUCGUCAAGCUCUUAGUCUUUUUGCUUCGGGUAUACAAUUUGAAGAAAAACAAAAAGCUGAAAAUAUCAAAAUAUCACCCACAAAUUUCUUUCCAUGUUUUCGAAAUAAAGACAAGAAAAUUUUUCAAGAAUCAAAUUCUUUUUGA
Molecule: messenger RNA, 2013 nt
Organism: Adineta steineri
Lineage: Eukaryota; Metazoa; Rotifera; Eurotatoria; Adinetida; Adinetidae
Source: the annotation of a GenBank genome assembly